Hirundo rustica (Barn swallow) is the source of this 2636-nucleotide messenger RNA. RefSeq names its product bMERB domain-containing protein 1-like. The coding region runs from base 1390 to 1875 and encodes 161 amino acids. The transcript is spliced from 8 exons. The record is from RefSeq and is a predicted model, not a curated record. NCBI's taxonomy places the organism in Eukaryota, Metazoa, Chordata, Aves, Passeriformes, Hirundinidae.
GAGUGGCUCACAAGCCCCGACACAGGCAGCUGCAAAAAGCAGAAUAUUUACGGAAACGCAUAUUUAAUACGGCACACGCAAAUGGCCUGGCGGUGUGUCACCCUGCCGUGCUGUGGGCUCGGCAGGAAGCGCCGGAGACAAGGAGAGGAUUCCUGGGCGGUAAUUCCUUUCUCUAUAUGCAUCGAUCCCGCGUUAUCCGUACAUCAGAUGUUUGCAGGGUAAUUAGCUCCCUCUCUUCCCGGCACCCAUCCUCCGUGCCAGCACAAUGCUCCGCUGGAAUGGAUCUAUAGAUAGAAUUGUCCCCGCGCCGAGAAUAGCUGGGACCUUUUUGUUAAGAUGUUAUCUUCUCCCAGGAAUUCAAACACGAGCGGAGCAAUUUCCAUGUCAAGGAUUUCUGCCGGUCUCAUUAUCGUGUGAUACCUGAGGAGCAGAGCGCGUUAAUGGGGGAUCCGCCCGCAGUCAGGCUCAUCCCCGCACGCAGCGCACCCGGAGCCUCUGUGAGAGGCACAGGAAGAGCUGCAAUGUCUGAAAUGCAGCUGCUGCCAGCGCUGCCCUCCUCAGAAGCCGAUCACCUGGGUGAGCUGCGCCCUUUCCGCCUGCCUCAGCACGGCAGCAGCUGCUGGGCUCCAGCUUCAAGGAGGAGCCUUGGGGUGCCAGGUGCCCGUCCAUCCUGGGGCUGUGGAGAGGGGUGAGUCCCCUCAAUCAGCACCCAGUGUGUUUAAUGGAUUGAAAAUAUAAAAAUAAACCAACCUCAUUGUGCAAUAUUACUGCACUGACGCUCAGCUUUGGGCACUCCCUUAAAUCCUGGCCCUUCACAGCACGAGCACAUCUCCCUGAGGAGCAGGGGAAGAUCCCACUGAAUCUCCUCAGGCUCAGAAUUCCAGGACCUGGGAGAGGGAAGAAGCCCAGGCUGCUCCUGUCCCGGAUUUGCAGUUCCCUCUGCACAGUGGAUUUGCCCAGGAGGAUUCCAUCCGACCCAGCAGAUCCAGCGGUGUGUGGAUGGCAUGGGGGACUCCGGACUGUCUGAUUUACUCCCGUGCUUCUAUCAGGGAUAAAGUGAGCGUAUAAAAGGCAUUAAAUUCGAGUUCAGCCCCCAGCAGGUCCGGCUGCUCACAGCGAAAGUCACCCUGGAGAGGAUUUGCCUGAAGAACUGAUUGAAAUAUUUACAGGUUCAUUUUCUCUGCGCUUCGGAGUGACCAAAACGAGACGCUCCUGUCCUUUGCCUCCUCACUGUGUUUGUAUUCCACCGUUAUCCUCAAAGAAUGAAGCACCAUCUCCCUGGCACGUGUUCUGCUUCAAAUCACGAGACUGGAUCAAAAGUCUGGAGCUCCUCUUUGGCUGUCGGUGGUGGGAAUUCCAAGAUUUUGCUCAGAGGACGAGAUCGUGUCCAUGGCCGACUCCACCGCCACCAUCGACGACAUCGAGGGAGAGCUCUUCAGGAUCGAGCGGAUCCGGGAGAUCCUGGUGCGCAGGGAGUCGGAGCUGCGCUACAUGAUGGACGACAUCCAGCUCUGCCAGGAGAUCAGCCGGCUGAAAGCAGAGCUGCAGAAGCUGCUGGCGCUGCCAGAGAACCAGAAAUCCAACGAGGAGAAGCAGAGGGAAGAGGAGCUGGUGCAGCAGAUCCACAAGCUGGUGGAAACGCGGGAUUUCCUGGUGGAUGACGUGGAGUUCGAGAGGCUCAGGGAAAGGGAAGAGGACAAGGAGAUGGCCGAGUUCCUGCAGAGCAAGCUCUCCCACAGCUACCUCCAGAGAGCAACUCCCGCCCGAGAGAAGAAGAUGACAUCGAGGGGACAGCAAACCUCGGCUCCCUACGUGACCAAGACGGGCCUGACCCUGCUCAAGGAGUGCUGUGGCUUCACCUGCUCCGUCAUGUAGGGCGCUGCCAGCCCCUGGCACAGGACACGGCCGUGGUCUGCAGCCAGAGCCCACUCCCUGCUCUCCUCCGAGAGACCCAGCGUCCGUCAUUGUCCACAAUUCCCCUGCAGCAGCAGCCGCAGCAGCACCGAGGGCCCCCGGGCUGGCCGGGCGUGUCUGGGUGCUGGCACAGCCCCCGGUGUCACCACGUCCCACCUUGGCCCUGAAGCCGUGACAGCAGCGGGGAGCCCACGGCACAGGAUGGGGCACCCCGCACCUGGGCUGAGGGAUAGAAACCGCUUGGAGCUGCCGUGUGGGGACCAUCCUGCUCCGCCCUGGGGGUGUCCAUGGGGUGCUGUGGCUCCAUCCUGGAGCUGAUCCUGCCCUGGAGCCCAUCCCACCCUGGGCGUCCCCCAGAGACUCUGCAGGGCUGCUUUGCUUGGCCCACGGGGAUCUGCUUCGAUCCACUCGCAGCAAAGGCUCCUCUCUGUCCUGCCUCCCCGGUGAGCGACCCAGCCAGGGAGUUUGGUGGGGCUGAGAGGGAGCCAGGGGCCGGGAAGAGCCCUGGAUCCCAGACUUGUCCCCUCUGGACCCAGCCUGGGCUGGAAGCAGUGCUGGAGCAGGCAGGAGGACGGGCAGGCCGUGUCUGUGAGCCCCUCCUGUGUCCCUGAGGCUCCUGGGGGAGGUUCCGGCUGCUCCCUGGGCACAUGGAACUGCUGGAACUGCUGGGGAAGGAGCCCAGCCCACAGGAGCGACGCUGGUCCAUGUGCAUUGAUCUCAAC